AUGGAGGCGGUACCACCUCGAGAUUUCACCUUAACAGAUGUUCCCACCAUUGGGAUUAACUUGGCACAUGCCAUCUUUAAAUCUUCUAUAAACGUGCGAGUGACUAAGCCUAUGUUUGGCUCAUAUCUCAUUAAGAUCCCAGUAGAGGCUGGAUCUACCAUUUUGAACAGAGCCUGUCGAGAACUUUCUAAUUGGGAUGAAAGAGAAGUAUUGCCUUCUAGUUCAGAGGCAACAAGUGCUGUUACUGAAGCUGCAGCAGCCACACACGGGAUUGAAGUUGCUAUGGGAUUCAAGCCAGUUGAACACCCAACUAAGCCUCUAGACAAUGAUCAACCAAUCCAGUGCCCGUUACCCGAACCCUCAAUUCUUAAUGAUGGAAGAAUGGGGAAGGAGAGAGUGUCUUCAGGUGUUCAAAGGAGGACUGAUAUGCAGGUCAUUUCGAAACCAACAACUCCUGUAGAAUCCAUUACUCCUGGAACAAAACCUCGACCCACUAACCGAGUUACUCUGCCAUCAGUUAGUGCCCCAGAACACAGCAUCCUUAAGCUGCUCGAAGAGUCUGGAUUUUGCGCUCCAUCUCAACCAGUUACGUAG
Molecule: messenger RNA, 594 nt
Organism: Olea europaea var. sylvestris
Lineage: Eukaryota; Viridiplantae; Streptophyta; Magnoliopsida; Lamiales; Oleaceae
Exons: 5
Coding region: 1-594 (197 amino acids)
Source: RefSeq, a predicted model, not a curated record